GCUCUGAACUGGGCUUCUGUUCUUCUUCAAGAAAGCAAGAAAAUUGAUUGAGGAGAACAAUGGCACGACUUUUCACAGCUCUGGGCGUUCUGCUCAUUCUGCACAUUGCCUCAUCCAGUAAACUGGUGUGUCACAUGACCAACUGGGCCCAGUACAGGCCCAGUAUUGCAAAAUUUACCCCAGGCAACAUUGAUCCGUUCCUGUGCACACACGUCAUCUACGCUCUGGCCACCAUCAACAGCUUCAACCAGAUCAGCGCUAUCGAGUGGAAUGAUGAGGAGCAUUACAGGACGCUGAGCAACUUAAGGAAUGUCAACCCUGCACUGAAGACUCUUCUGUCUGUCGGAGGCACAGUCAAUGGAAUAAGCCCAUUCAUCGCCAUGGUAGCCAAACCUGAGAGUCGUGCGGUCUUCAUCAGGUCUGCCAUCAGCUACCUGCGCACCCAUAACUUUGAUGGUCUGAACCUGGCCUGGGAAUAUCCUGCACACAAUGGCAGCCCAUCAGCAGACAGGGAGAGGUUCACUCAACUGGUCAUGGAGCUGUCCAAAGCCUUCGAGGAUGAUGCCAAAGACAACAGGAAGACUCAGCUGCUGCUGUCAGCCAACGUUGGUGUUAUCCCUUCCACCAUUAACAGAGCCUAUGAGGUCGAGAAGAUUGCCCCUCACCUUGACUUCAUCAAUGUCAUGACCUAUGAUUACCACGGACACUGGGAAGACGCUACCGGACACAACAGCCCACUGUACCAAAGCUCUGUGGACUAUGGCUCACACAUUCAUCACAAUAUCAACUCUUCUAUAUCCCAUUGGAUGGCUCUGGGAGCACCUGCUGAGAAGCUGCUGCUGGGUUUCCCCACCUACGGACGAACCUACCGCCUUAGCACUGGUGCCACUGGCCUCGGAGCACCAGCUAACGGCCCCGCAGAUGCUGGACCCUACACUCGCACUGCUGGAUUCUGGGCCUAUUAUGAGAUCUGUGACUUCACCUCCAGUGCUUCUUUAGAGUGGAUCUCUGAACAGGAGGUUCCUUAUGCCACCUUUGGCAGUAGCUGGCUGGGCUAUGAUGACAUGCGAAGCUAUUCUUCCAAGGUCCAGUGGAUGACUGCCAACAACCUGGGAGGUGCUCAUGUGUGGACUCUGGACAUGGAUGACUUUAGUGGAUCCUCCUGCUCAGCCGGAGCUUAUCCUCUCAUCAACCACCUCAGAAUGUCAAUGGGCUUCCCCCCAAAGCCCACCACAACACCAGCCCCCACCACCACCAGGGACCCCAUUGCAGACUUCUGCCGCGGCCGCCCCGAUGGCCUGUAUGAAAACAUAGCUGAUAAGACCACUUACUUCCAGUGCUUCCAAGGAAACACCUAUCUGCACCGCUGCCAGCCUGGCCUCAUCUACUGGGACUCCUGCAAGUGCUGCAACUGGCCAUGAGCCAAAUGCACUACAAACACACACUGAGUCUAUGAAUGUAUAAGACAGUGAAUUAUAUUUGAGUAAAAUCCUUUCACAUCGUGUCUGCUUGCACUGAUUAACCUCAUAGGUUACAACUGGAAGUGAAGGUAAAUCAUGGAGAAAUUGCUUUAAAGCUGGCUCACUGCUUAUCAAAACAAAUGAAAGAAAACCUCAUCAUGACAUGACCUGAUGAAUCAUAUGACUGAUUUACAUUUCAUUCUUGUUUUUGUAUGAGAGAAGUGAACAUUAUUAACAUUUAAUACAAAUUCUGAACUUUUCAUUGCACGAUUAAAUACAUUUAAUACUCUG
Messenger RNA from Larimichthys crocea (large yellow croaker), 1751 nucleotides. It is a transcript of the gene chia.1, whose product is annotated as chitinase, acidic.1. Gene Ontology annotation, biological process: carbohydrate metabolic process. Gene Ontology annotation, molecular function: chitin binding. Gene Ontology annotation, cellular component: extracellular region. Lineage: Eukaryota; Metazoa; Chordata; Actinopteri; Sciaenidae. The coding region runs from base 60 to 1421 and encodes 453 amino acids. The transcript has 12 exons. The record is from RefSeq and is a predicted model, not a curated record.